This is a messenger RNA of Caretta caretta (loggerhead turtle), 2791 nucleotides long. RefSeq names its product ETS proto-oncogene 2, transcription factor (gene ETS2). Gene Ontology annotation, molecular function: DNA-binding transcription factor activity, RNA polymerase II-specific; sequence-specific DNA binding. Gene Ontology annotation, cellular component: nucleus. The record is from RefSeq and is a predicted model, not a curated record. Gene Ontology annotation, biological process: cell differentiation; regulation of transcription by RNA polymerase II. NCBI's taxonomy places the organism in Eukaryota, Metazoa, Chordata, Testudines, Cheloniidae.
GGAGCAGCAGCAGCAGCGGCGGCAGGAGCAGCAGCAGAGCGAGCGCUGGGUGUGGAGAGCUUCCCGGGGGGACCUCGGCUCGGGGCGGCCCAGAUGAGUGACUUUGGAAUCAAGAACAUGGAUCAGGUAGCCCCUGUGUCUAAUGUCUACAGAGGAAUGCUCAAGCAUCAACCAGCAUUUGAUGCCUUUGACGUCACAAACUCUCUGUUUGCAGGAUAUUUUCCCUCAUUAAAUGAAGAUCAAACCCUUCAAGAAGUACCAACAGGAUUUGAUUCGAUUUCUUAUGAGUCAAACAGCUGUGAAUUGCCUCUCCUAACCCCAUGCAGUAAGGCUGUUAUGAGUCAAGCUUUAAAAGCUACUUUCAGUGGCUUUGCAAAGGAACAGUGUCGUCUGGGUAUCCCAAAUAAUCCUUGGCUAUGGACAGAACAGCAGGUUUGCCAAUGGCUUUUUUGGGCUACCAGGGAGUUUAGUUUGGCAAAUGUGAACUUUCCUCAGUUUGUCAUGAACGGCCAAGACUUGUGCAACCUGGGCAAGGAACAUUUCUUGGAGCUGGCUCCUGAUUAUGUAGGUGACAUUCUGUGGGAACACCUGGAACAGAUGAUAAAAGACAGUCAAGAGAAGACACAGGACCAAUAUGUUGAAAACUCUCAUCUUACCUCAGCCCCACACUGGGUCAAUAACAACUCAUUAAGUUUUAAUACAGAACAGGCCCCUUAUGGUAUGCAAAUGCAUAGCUACCCCAAAGCCAGCCUCCUGAGUGACUUAUGUCAGACUUCUGCAGGACCAAAUCUCCUCAGCCCAGAUCAAGAAUUUUCAAUGUUCCCCAAAGCUCAGUUAGAGACCGUCAGCGUGAACUACUGCUCCAUGACCCGCGACUUCACAAACAAUCUGAACUUGCUGAUGGAUAACUCUGGUAAGCCCAGAGAGCAUGAAUCAAGUGACAGUGGCACAGAAAGUUAUGAAAGCACAGAUUCUCAACUUCAGUCCUGGAACAGCCAAUCCUCUUUAGUGGAUGUACAACGUGUGCCCUCUUAUGAAAGUUUUGAAGAUGAUUGUAGUCAGUCUCUAUGUCUGAACAAACCUACAAUGUCUUUCAAAGACUACAUUCAAGAAAGAAGUGAUCCUGUAGAGCAAGGGAAACCAGUUAUACCAGCAGCAAUUCUAGCAGGCUUUACAGGCAAUGGACCUAUACAACUGUGGCAAUUCCUUCUGGAGUUACUAACAGACAAAUCCUGUCAGUCAUUUAUUAGCUGGACUGGAGAUGGAUGGGAGUUUAAACUUGCUGAUCCAGAUGAGGUGGCACGACGGUGGGGAAGGAGGAAAAACAAGCCAAAAAUGAACUAUGAGAAACUAAGCCGAGGCCUGCGCUAUUAUUAUGACAAGAACAUCAUCCACAAAACAUCAGGGAAACGCUAUGUGUACCGGUUUGUAUGUGACCUACAGAACCUGCUGGGGUACACGGCAGAGGAACUUCAUGCCAUGCUGGGAGUACAGCCAGACACAGAAGAUUGAGCACUGCGAUAUCGUGCAAAACUGGCAGAGAUUGCAAGAUUUUGAACUGUGACUAGGACCCAUCUGCAGUCAGUCUUUUCAGAUUGGUGCAACUGUUAAGAAAUAAGGACCUUGAACUGGUUUUGUAAUCAGGGAAAGCUGAAGGAAGAAGUGGCCUUAUUUCAUCAGAUGCAAUGGCUUCAAGUAUUGCUGCACCAAGUCCCUUGGAGCAGUGUGGAGGAUGACACAGUGCCUAGCUCUAACCUGAAGACAUGAAGAUGCUCUAGGGUUAAAUGUUUUGGCCUUUUAUUAUGGGUUGUUUUUAAUACCAAAGGUUGGAGAGUGACCAGUUAUACAUCAGAAUUCUAGCUCAAAACUUAACCACGUUGCUUACAUCAUGAUAUGCAUUUUUAAAAAAAAACCUACUUAACCUUUUAUUUUAAAGCCGAGAGUGAGACAGUUUGUAUUGUUUGUGUAAUAAAAUGUACAUGUUAGGUACAGAAACAAAAAUUUUGUUUUAUGUUUCAAAAUUUGGUGUAGCAAUUAUAAUUUUUUUUCUUCCGAGGGGGGGGAAUCACACCAUUUCAAGUCAGUUUGUAUAUAUUUAUAUGUUGCUUCUUGAAGUUCUUUAAUGUUCCUAUUUAACAGAUAUUGUAUAAUGUAAUUUAAACUAAUUGUAUGUGUGUUUGAAAUAGGAAGAAUGUAAAUAUUUGUCUCAUGUUUGAAUAGGACAUACAACAUUUUGCAGUUUGAGGAAGUCUGUUAAAUGCCUUGUACAUGAUUAUACUGUAGGCCUGUAAUAUGACAGUCAGAUGGAGGGUAUUGGUGAAUAUUUUGCCCUGACUGCAGUUGGUAAACUUUGUUCAUUUUGGCAUUUUUACAAGAAACUGAUGUAAUCUGGGGCAUAAAGGGCCUGUUUCGCCUAACUGAAAAAAAAAUUAACAUGGAUAAGUGGAAUUUUUCUUGAUAAAUGGCGCAUGUUUUUUCACUUCUAUGCAUGUCCUUUUAAAAACAAUUUAUAUACAAGCUUUUUUUUGAGUUGUCUUUUUUUUCCCCUCUGGUUUAUCCCAUAUGAUUAAAAUAUGAAUUCUAUUUUUGGAAAUAAUUGUGGCUCCUUUUCAGAGAUCAGGAGGGAUUUAUGUAGCAGCUAAUUUUUAUUGCAAAAAAAAACAAUUCAUUGAAAAAAUGUAAUUUGUAAGAGCCUUAUUUUUUAUCUGAGCUUGAUGUACACUGAAAUGUGUUGUACAGUGUGGGGGGGGGGAACGACAAAUCUUUAUUAAAACAUCUUAAACAGAAAAAA